Zygosaccharomyces rouxii is the source of this 2157-nucleotide messenger RNA. RefSeq names its product translation initiation factor eIF2B catalytic subunit epsilon (gene GCD6). Lineage: Eukaryota; Fungi; Ascomycota; Saccharomycetes; Saccharomycetales; Saccharomycetaceae. The coding region runs from base 1 to 2157 and encodes 718 amino acids. The record is from RefSeq and is a predicted model, not a curated record. Gene Ontology annotation, cellular component: eukaryotic translation initiation factor 2B complex. Gene Ontology annotation, molecular function: translation initiation factor activity; guanyl-nucleotide exchange factor activity; translation initiation factor binding. Gene Ontology annotation, biological process: biosynthetic process. The transcript has a single exon.
AUGGCCGGCAAGAAGAUUAAGGCUCAUCCAAAGGAAGAGAUGGUCCAAGAUGAUCGUUUACAAGCGAUUGUUUUGACGGAUUCCUUCGAAACAAGAUUUAUGCCCUUGAGUAACGAUAAACCAAGAUGUCUACUUCCAUUGGCUAAUGUACCUCUACUUGAAUACACUCUAGAAUUUCUAGCCAAGGCGCCUGUUAAGGAGGUAUACCUGGUUUGUUCAGCACACGCAACACUGAUUAGUGAUUAUAUCGAAGCUUCCAAAUGGAGUUUCCCCUGGUCACCAUUUAAAGUGUUCACUAUAAUGUCACCGGAGGCAAGAUCAGUAGGUGACGCUAUGAGAGAUUUAGACAACAAGGGUGUGAUAGCAGGAGAUUUUGUGUUGAUGAGUGGUGAUGCAGUGACCAAUUUAGAUUUUGAUAAAUUCUGGGAUUUCCAUAAGAGGAUGCAUGCAAAGGAUAAAGAUCAUAUUGUAACUACAUGUUUGAGUAAAGCAACCCAAUUUCACAGGACUAGAGCAUUUGAACCAGCUUCUUUCAUCCUAGAUAAAUCUGAUAACAGAUGUCUUUACUACCAAGAAAUCCCAUUGCCCAGUUCUAGAGUGAAAACCUCUGUAGAAAUUGAUCCAGAUCUACUAGAAGGUGUAGACGAAUUUGUUUUGAGAAAUGACUUGAUCGAUUGUAGAAUCGAUAUUUGCUCACCAUUAGUACCCGCUAUUUUCCAAGAGAAUUUCGACUAUCAAAUGUUAAGGUCAGAUUUUAUUAAGGGUGUUUUAUCCAGUGAUUUACUGCGUAAACACGUAUAUGCCUACAUUACAGAAGAGUACGCAGCUCGUGUGGAGAGUUGGCAAUCUUACGAUAGUAUUUCACAAGAUUUCAUUGGCCGUUGGUGUUACCCACUAGUUUUAGACUCCAAUUUAAUGCCAGAUCAAACUUAUUCCUACGAAUCAAAUCAUAUCUACAAGGAGCAAGGUGUUGUAUUGGCACAAUCAUGUAAGAUUGGUAAAUGCACUGCUAUUGGUUCUCGUACUAAAAUUGGUGAAAGUGCAUUAGUGGAGAACUGUGUCAUUGGCAGAAACUGUUAUAUCGGUUCAGGUGCAGUAAUUAGAGACAGUCACAUUUGGGACAAUACGGUGAUAGGUAACAACAGUGUCAUCAACCAUAGUAUUGUUGCAAGUGGCACUAAAUUGGGUACUAAUGUUGUACUUAACGAUGGAUGUAUCAUAGGAUUUAACGUCGUGAUAGAAGAUGGUAAGGAAUUACCUCGUGGUGUGAGAGUUAAUGGUACGCCAGUCAAAGACUCGGAAGAUAAUGCAUUUGGUCUUUCCGAUGAGGAAGAUGAAGAAGAAACCCCUGAGAAGGAUAAUCCUGAAAUCGCAUUUGAAUUAUGUGGUACCAAGGGUCGUGGUUACAUUUAUGAAGAUCCACUUUCCGAAGAUGAACAUGAUUUACCGAUUGGUGAGGAAAUGGUCAGUGGAUUGUCUCACCGUUUAGACGAAGUUUAUUUGAGUGACAGUUCCAUUUCUUCUGUCACUAAAAGUAAAAAGAAGCGUACAAUGUCUACGAACAGUGCUUACACCGAUAGAGAAGAAGAUCCAACAGAGUUUGAAGAUGAAGAAGAUUUUGGUGUUGAAGGUGUUGCUACCGUAAAGAGAGCUAUCGAAAACAACCACGAUUUAGAUACUGCUCUAUUGGAAUUAAACACAUUGAGAAUGAGUUUAAACGUUUCAUAUCAUGAAGUGAGAACCGUUACAGUUGUUGCACUUUUGGAUAGAGUUUAUCAUUUUAUCGCUACCCAAACGUUAGGUCCAAAGGAUGCAGCUAAUAAGGUUUUCACACGCUGGGGUCCCAUGUUCCGCAGAGAAGCUUUUGAUCCUGAUGAAUACGUAGAUUUAAUGAACAUUGUCAUGGAACAAGUUGUUGAACAAGAAUUGGAGAAAGGUGAUUUAAUUCUGUUCAGCGCUUUCAACGCUCUUUACGAUAGCGAUAUACUAGAAGAGGAAAUCAUUUACGACUGGUGGUCUCACGUCUCGAAAGAUCCAAAAUUCGACGAUAUAAAGAAAUUGGUAGCUAAAUGGAUCGAAUGGUUGAAAGAAGCGGAUGAAGAAUCUUCCGGUGAGGAAGAGGAGGAAGAGGAGAGUGAAGAAGAAGAAGAAAAUUAA